Pseudophryne corroboree (corroboree frog) is the source of this 3350-nucleotide messenger RNA. RefSeq names its product two pore segment channel 1 (gene TPCN1). The record is from RefSeq and is a predicted model, not a curated record. NCBI's taxonomy places the organism in Eukaryota, Metazoa, Chordata, Amphibia, Anura, Myobatrachidae. Gene Ontology annotation, cellular component: lysosomal membrane; endosome membrane. Gene Ontology annotation, molecular function: monoatomic ion channel activity; voltage-gated channel activity. Gene Ontology annotation, biological process: transmembrane transport; monoatomic ion transport. The transcript has 28 exons. The coding region runs from base 361 to 2760 and encodes 799 amino acids.
ACUGCCCGCGCUCCCGCAGCUUGUGCGCAUGUGCGGAAGGGAUCCGAGAAGUUUUGCUGCUGCCGCUAAUGUGAUGGUGUCUGAGCUGCUCCCCGAAUCUCCCGUCACGUGACAGCAAAGUGGGCAUGUAACAUGGUGGCAGAGUGCGUGUAACUGUCUAGCACCUCUGGUUUCUGAUUGAUCACUUGAGAUGAUGAAGGUGCUAGUCUGCAGGCUAACUCAUUGAAAGGUGCUUUUCUCCAUGCGUGGCUUUCUCAUAUUAUUCUACUCUGUCGGAUGAAUGGCAUAGUUAACAGAUGAAAGUGACAUAGUCACCAGUUAGCCGGACCCUUGGGAAAGGGUUGCUGGAAGAGCUUGGAAAUGGCUGGAAAGCCAGAAGAUGAUGAGCCGCUCUUGCUCACGUUGGAGGAAAAUGGAGGUUGCGCUGAGCUUCCUGCUGAGGACAAUAACAGUGAUGUACCAUUGGCUAUAGAUGGAUAUGAAUGCCACACAGACACCAUGGAGCAAGUAUAUGUGCCAGAGGAUUUAGAUCAGACCUGGGAGAACCGAUAUCAGGAGGCUUCCAUUUACCUCCAGGAGGGCAAGAAUAAUGACAAAUUUUACACGCACCCCCGGGAUCCUGAGGCACUUUCUGCAUACCUCUUUGCUCACAAUCAUAUGUUUUACAUGCUGGAACUGAGCACUGGACUUUUGUUGCUGCUGCUUUCUCUGUGUGAGGCUCCGGCUGUCCCUUUUCUCCGCCUUGACAUUUAUGUCCAUGCCACCUUGGAGUUGUUGGCCCUUGCAUUGGUUGUAUUUGAGCUUGGCAUUAAAAUGAGAUGGCUUGGGUUCCAGACAUUUAUGAGGCAUCGCAGAACUAUAUUGAAGAGUUGUGUGUUUCUGCUUCAGUUUGUUGAAGCCAUUGUGGUGCUAGUGAGACAGACCUCCCAUGUGCGGGUAACAAGAGCCCUGCGCCCCAUUUUCUUAGUUGACUGCAGGUAUUGUGGGGCAGUACGAAGGAACCUGCGUCAGAUUUUCCAGUCUCUGCCUCCUUUUAUAGACAUUCUAAUUCUACUCUUAUUCUUCAUGGUCAUUUUUGCCAUCCUGGGAUUUCACUUGUUUUCUCUUAAUCCAUCUGAUCCGUAUUUCAACACUCUGGAGAACAGUCUUGUCAGUCUGUUUGUGCUCCUGACAACUGCCAAUUUCCCUGAUGUCAUGAUGCCGGCAUAUUCUCGAAACCGGUGGUCCUGCGUCUUCUUCAUUGUGUACUUGUCUAUUGAGCUAUAUUUAAUCAUGAAUUUGCUCCUAGCAGUUGUGUUUGACACAUUCAAUGACAUUGAGAAAAAGAAAUUCAAGUCCCUACUUCUGCACAAGCGCACAGCUACCCAGCACAGCUAUCAGCUGCUGGUCAAUCCACAGGGUCCCCCGGGAAUUUCCUUUCAGCACUUUAAUGGAAUGAUGAAGUUCUACAAGCCCCGAAUGUCUAACCGUGAUCGAUAUCUAUGCUUCAGGGCCUUGAAGCAGAGCAGGACUGACAAUCUCCGAGUAAAAGACUUCUACCAUUUCUAUGAAGUGGUGGAUUUGAAGUGGAAGGUGCAGCGUGUCCGUGAGCACUGGUUUGAUGACCUGCCUCCUACAGCGCUACUUAUAUUUAAAGGUUUUAACGUCUUGGCGAAUUCCAGAGCAUUUCAGUAUGCUGUAUAUGUUGUAGUUGCUAUAAAUGGAUUCUGGAUUUUGAUUGAGACUUUUAUGGUGAAAAGUGGUAACUUCUUUCCACAAGGUGUUCCUUGGAGCUACAUUGUUUUCCUUACAAUUUAUGUGUCUGAAGUGCUCGUGAAGGUUACUGGUCUGGGCCCACUGAAAUACUUCACAUCAGGGUGGAACCUGUUUGAUUUCUCUGUGACAAUGCUGGCACUGCUGGGACUCCUGGCCUUGGCCUUUAACGUGAAGCCGUUUUAUUUUAUUGUAGUGUUGAGACCCCUGCAGCUGCUCAGGCUUUUCAAAUUGAAGAAGCGUUACAGAACAGUGUUGGACACCAUGUUUGAGUUGCUCCCAAGGAUGGCCAGCCUGGGCCUAACUCUGCUUAUUUUCUACUAUUCCUUUUCCAUUGUGGGCAUGGAGUUCUUCUCAGGGGUGCUGACCCCCAACUGCUGCAAUACUAGCACAGUGGCAGAGUCUUACCGCUUUCUGAACCAUACUGUGGGCAACCAAACCCAAACUGAGCAGGGUUACUACUACCUAAACAACUUUGAUAACAUCCUCAUUAGCUUUGUGACGCUAUUUGAGCUGACAGUGGUGAAUAACUGGUACAUCAUUAUGGAAGGAGUCACUUCCCAAACCUCGCACUGGGCACGACUAUACUUCAUGGUGUUUUAUAUUGUCACCAUGGUUGUAAUUACCAUCAUUGUUGCUUGCAUCUUGGAUGCCUUUGUAUUCCGAAUGAAUUACAGCAGAAAGAACAAAGAUGCAGAAAAUGAAAAAGGAAUAACAUUUGAGGAAGAAGUAGAUAGAGAAGAGCUGACACUGAUUCUCAAACAUGCACAAAGCAGUGAUGAGAAAAGUCAACUACGGAAACUGCUGUCUCAUUUACAGUCCACCCAGGCUGCAUCAGUCCGGUUUGUGGGUCGAAGAUCUCAAACUAAGAGUGAUUUGAGCAUGAAGAUGUAUGAAGAAGAGAUUCAGGAAUGGUACAAGGAGCAUGCUCAGGCACAGAGGAAGAAGAUGGUGGAGCUGCAGCCUGCCCAGGGUGUACUGCGACCUCGUUCCAGAACUGUUAACUAAGCAUCUUCACACCUGUUACUUGUAUGACUAUGCAAUCACAUCAGUAUUUUAUUCCUUGACUCUGCCAUGUGAGCUAGUGACCGGGUUACUAAGCCAGGGCUGUGUGAGAAGUAUACGCCUCUAAUAGAAGUCUUGCAUCUCUGCUGACCACAGUCUGGUGAAGGACUGUUAGUAAGUCCAAUUGAAAUAUUUCCAGGACACAUUAACUUACUUUAUUUUAUAUAAUCUAUUUUAAUGUUUGUUUUUAUAGGGUUAAUUUUCAACAUAGAUAAUGUGAUACACCAUCUAUAUUUGGGGACAACCUAUUUUUACAUAUAGUUUCCGAAAUUCCUAUUCUGUUUGGUAAGUUUUAUAUUGCUUCCAUAACAGUACAGAGUAAAUGGACACUCCCUCCAGUAUUCCCUUCCCAGUCAGGGGCAUCCCCUCUGCAGACAAUCAGGCCACACUUCUGUGAUGGUCCCCGCUGUAUAACUGAAUCACUACAUAGCUCUGUACAGCAGUGAAGAAGAAGAAGCACAUCUAUAUACAAAGCCUAUAUUUGUAACAUAUUAUUACUUUUCUUUUAUAAUAAAUGUUGCUAGUGGAGGUCA